AUGUCAGCAUCAUCACCAUGGCCAGAGCCCACCCCUCACAUAGCAGCACUCGCCUACGAAUUCGUUGAACAUCUUUGUGGCUCUCAAACCCCCAUAAGUACGGACCCUGCGAGGGAGUUCUCACAAUUCUAUCGUCAAAAGUACCAUCACGCCCGGUACGGCGAUGGGAAUACACCCGGGCUCGAACAUGACUUUGGCUACAAGCACUUCCCAUUCGAAAGCGCCUGCUCUGUACCAAGAUGCCCGAAGACGUGCGAAACAUGCUCGCAGCAUUAUCGAUCCAUUGAGCUUCAAAAGUGGAGAGGACUUGGCUAUCACCAAACAUAUUCCGACGCACAAGCCGCAGAAUUGGUUCACGAGCUGAUACACCCCACCCAAAAUGAUCUCGCUCACGUCCGCGCGAAGCUUCAACUUCACGGCGACGCCAUCGCCAAGCGCUGGCCCAAGCGCUGGCGGAAACGCACGGUCGAUCCACGUGCAGCACUUCUGCUGAAAGCAAAACCGGAUAUCUACAAGCAUAGGUGGGUCGAGGCCGAACUUCUGUGUCAGAGCACGCGCAACAUCUCGGACCAAGAUCUGGUGAAGGACCACAAACUCUGGCUCCUCCCCGAUCUUGACCUCCCAGGCCUUAGCGAAACUCCUGGGCGCCUCUUGGCGCUGGUUCGCGCACGGACCGCUUGCCAUCCAGCUCAAUGGGUGCCGUACGAUAGCGAGCAACUCCACUUCCCAUUCGAUGAAGGCUUGGCUCUGCUGGCGUACAUUUUACAUUGUGUCGUGAUGCAGGACCAAGUCGAUACAUUCGGCACUAUUGUUCCUUGGAAGAAAGGUGCGGCUCAUAGGUGGGACAUAAUCGGUCUGCUUAGAGCUCUGCUAGUGCUUGAAGCACAAAACGAGCUGUCUACCUUCAGGAGAUCCACUGUGGACCUCCUGCUGCAGGCUCCCGCGGCCGAAGGUAACAGCGACUGGCAGAUAUGCGCUGCUCGCGGCUUCAUGGACAGCAGCUAUACAGUAACCGGACCGUGGGUGGACCAAUUCUCCAUUGCACCCCCUGUCGUGAACUUCGCGACUGUGGUAGCAGCGAUGCGUGACAGGCUGCAGGUUGCCAAGGACGAUCUGUACAUUCCCAACCCCAAGCGUUUGACGUCGCACGGUGCUGCAGACAUGCGGGUAGCACACGAGUCGUUGGCAGGCUUCUGGAAGUCGUUCCGCAAGGACAAGCGAAAGCUGCUGAAGAGGAGCGGCGCGUCGAAGGAAGGCAUACGCGAAGUCGUGGAGAUGAUCAGCUAUGAUAAGUCGGCCGAGCAUGGUCUCAGGAUUGAUGAAGCAUGCACUGCUCUUGACGAAGCAUUUGCCAAGCAGGAGUCGAAGCGGAAUGUUCGAGAUAAUGGCAGGAAGCGGCGGCCCCAAGAUAUCGUAGCGAACGGACAUAUGCUCCUCCUCCCACCCACCGCCACUCUGCCCAUGCUCAAAAUCGAGAGGCUCACACUAGCGGAGCCAAAGCAAAAGAUCAAGACCCGCCGCAGCGACAGUGCCGCCAUUGUGCCGAUCCUCGACAUCUCCAUGCAGGAAGAACAUCACCCGAAAAUCGAAAUCAGCGCAGCCAGCCUAGCACUCCUCCAACGCAUGUUCACGCCCAUCGCUUGUUCCAAAGCUACAGCCGACAUCAAAUGGAACGAAUUCAAUUCCGCGGUCGUGGACGCCGGAUGCACGUUCAAGUACGGCGGCGGAUCUUCCGUGACCUACACUUUCCGUGGUGCGACGGGGGAUGGUUGUGUGAUGGUGCAUAGGCCGCAUCCGGACCCAACGAUUGAUCCGAUUAUGCUGGGGAGUUUUGGGAAGAAUUUUGCUGUGAGUUUGGGUUGGGAGGGAGAAUCUUUUGUUUUGAGGAGGAAGGGGGUAGAGAAGUGA
Molecule: messenger RNA, 1908 nt
Organism: Recurvomyces mirabilis
Lineage: Eukaryota; Fungi; Ascomycota; Dothideomycetes; Mycosphaerellales; Teratosphaeriaceae
Exons: 1
Coding region: 1-1908 (635 amino acids)
Source: RefSeq, a predicted model, not a curated record